Messenger RNA from Trypanosoma brucei brucei TREU927, 138 nucleotides. RefSeq lists its product as hypothetical. The record is from RefSeq and is a predicted model, not a curated record. NCBI's taxonomy places the organism in Eukaryota, Euglenozoa, Kinetoplastea, Trypanosomatida, Trypanosomatidae. The coding region runs from base 1 to 138 and encodes 45 amino acids. The transcript has a single exon.
AUGGGUUCGCGGCCGGUUGCAUCCUUCCUUACUGAGGGCCAACACCCGGUGGACAAUGGUGUAGGGUGUGGGCCGGCAGCCGCUGUUCGUCGUUGCAAAUGGGAACUGACCGUGGAGCUGACCGAUGUGCAGCUUUAA